This is a messenger RNA of Electrophorus electricus (electric eel), 1824 nucleotides long. RefSeq names its product small nuclear RNA activating complex, polypeptide 1b (gene snapc1b). Gene Ontology annotation, cellular component: snRNA-activating protein complex. Lineage: Eukaryota; Metazoa; Chordata; Actinopteri; Gymnotiformes; Gymnotidae. Gene Ontology annotation, molecular function: sequence-specific DNA binding. Gene Ontology annotation, biological process: snRNA transcription by RNA polymerase II; snRNA transcription by RNA polymerase III. The record is from RefSeq and is a predicted model, not a curated record.
CCCGUUAGCAAGGAACAAGGAAGGGACACAAACACCAUGGAAGGAAAACUUGUUUUAUCUUUAAUAACGUUAUUAACAACCCUUUAAUUAUUUUAACAGUUAUUCUUAGCGAUUGAUCUCUUUCAAUACUCUCAGAUCAUCUAAUAAUGGAGUAUUUCAAGCGAACCCUGAACACUGACUGUGAGAACAUACUUGGUCGUUUUCAAGCCACGGCAUCUGUGCGCUUCGAGGUGUUCUCGGCUAUCUGGAGAGAAAUUAAUUUUUCAAGUAUAUUUUAUGGUCCUAUGGAGCCCAACAAGUGCAGAGUCUUCACACGUUUGGUCCUGUCUGUAGCAGCACCUUAUCUCCUCCCACCGUAUGCCUUCCAGAUUCGUGUAGGAGGACUUUACCUUCUCUACGGCCUCUAUAGCUCCCAGCUCACAACUCCCAAAGAGAAGGUCCGCUUGGCUCUGAAGGACUGGGACGAACUGAUGAGGUUCCAGCAGGACGCGGUGGACGCCCAGCACUAUGAUGUGGUGUUCAUACUAAGAAAACUCCUGCAUGAAAGAGCCUUCCAUUUCACUGCCAUGCCAAACCCCCUAUACUUUAAGGUGAAGAGGAGGCAGGUGGAAAGACAGGGCCAGCAGCUGUGCGAGACCUUUAUUGAUCGACCGUCCCGUGCACAGGAGCUCAUCAGUACAGACAUGCUAGAGGAGCUGGCUAAUGUGCAUGAGCACUAUGAAAACUUGAAGCGGGUGAUAUCAGCACAGACGGAUCAGCCGAUACUCAGCCUGGUCAAACAGAACCUUGUACCCAAACUGCGAGGCGCGGUACUCACCUAUUACAACUGGCAGCGGAACCAGACUGAGUUUGAAGAUCAGCAUGCUGAGAGUGACAGAGGUGCAGGAGAGGGAACAUCAAAUCAAGAUGAGAGUUCCCGCAGAGCACAGCUCCUGGCAUUAAUUAAAUCCAAGUCUUACGGUCAGGCUGUGGAGGCUUCUAAAUCCCGUCGCCACAGACAAAUAGAGAUUGCAUCAUCAGAUACAAAAUCAGAACCUGCACCGAAUGUUCUGGGCCUUAAGAAGAGAUCCUUGAAGAAAGAAAGCCUCAGAAAGCGUACCUCUGGGAGCCUGCACAGCAUGAACCAAGGAAACCUGAACAGGGAGCUGGAAAGCACUACCCGGUUGUGGCGCCUGACAAUGGUGGAUGACGAGAAGAUCAAGGUAGAGACAAAUAAAAGAAGAUUCAAAUGGAAUCAGAAAGACAGCUGAUUUGACAAGUUACCUACGAGUUAUUGUGUUGACACAAAGGCCAAAAUGCCCAGGUGCUGAGAGAUACAAUAAUGCAAACUGAUUUUACUCUCUUACAGUCUGCCAAUUGACAUUUAAGUGCUUAAAGCACAAUAUUUGACCCCCUGUCUCCAAAAAGUUGUUCUUUUAAACAUCUCAUCAGAAGAGCAUUCACAGUCUAAACAGAUCAAGCAGAAUUGCUGUUUUGGUUUGGAAAUUGUCAUGUCCACUGUCAACUGUGAACCUCACUGCAGUGAAAUCAGCUCUCCAAUGUAGCAAAAAGGAGCCCCAUGAUGAAUUACAACAUUAUUAUAACAGGUGGGGGGGCCAACUCACCCUCCUGGAAGACUGGAAUUGUGCUAAUGUUAUAACAAAAUGUUUUGAGUGUUGACUUCUUAAUAUAAUCUUUUAUUUAUUUAUUUUUUUAUCUGUUUUACAUGUUUUUGACAUGUUCUACUAAGAUGUUACUUCUUUUAUCCAAAUGUGAAAAACAUUUUGUAAUAAUAAUGUUGAUUAUUGAGUCUAAAUGUUGUUUUCUACAUAAACGUGUUCCGAA